Molecule: messenger RNA, 834 nt
Organism: Rhipicephalus microplus (southern cattle tick)
Lineage: Eukaryota; Metazoa; Arthropoda; Arachnida; Ixodida; Ixodidae
Gene: Takl2
Product: Tak1-like 2
Biological process (GO): immune response; JNK cascade; positive regulation of canonical NF-kappaB signal transduction
Molecular function (GO): MAP kinase kinase kinase activity; ATP binding
Source: RefSeq, a predicted model, not a curated record
AUGUGGGCCGGAAACCAGGUGAUUGUGUGGUAUCCUGCUACACCCCUGGAAUUUAAAAUAGCGGCAGCCUUCCCAGAGAUUACCGCCAAGGCAAAGGCCUGCGUGGCAGCCCUGGAGUCAGUAAAUAUCUCUGGAUGCAAAGGCCUCCUGCUGGUCAAUGGGGGCACGGUGCUGAAGAUCUGCGACUUUGGCACGGCUUGUGACGUGCAGACCCAGAUGACUAACAACAAGGGCAGUGCUGCGUGGAUGGCACCCGAGGUGUUUGAGAGCUCCACAUACACAGAGAAGUGUGACAUCUUCAGCUGGGGCAUCAUUCUGUGGGAAGUGCUGACAAGACGCAAGCCCUUUGAAGACUGCGGCCCACCAGCCUUCUGCAUUAUGUGGGCUGUCCACCAAGGAAAGAGGCCUCCCCUAAUACGUGGCUGUCCUACUGUUCUGGAGGAACUGAUGGUUAGUUGCUGGUCCAAGCAUGCCGAGCAGCGGCCACCCAUGGCCGAGGUGGAGAAGACCAUGGACCACUUGGCGGCCCUAGUUUCUGGAGCCGACAUUCCUCUGGCGUAUCCAGCCCCACCGAGGGAUGACACUGAAUCGCUGAGCAGUGCCGAGUGGAGUGAGCCAGCUGGCCUGGGCACCAACCCAUCGUGGGGCUCUCAACGACAAGCCACCUCGCUCGUGCUGCAGGUGGCUACAAACACAACCACCCAGGCCGACUCCAUCGACACUGGGCCCGAUGCCGAGCCUGAAGCUUCCAAACAGGAUCACUUCGGCAGCGAUUUGUGGCAGCAGGCCGUCGAAUUCAACAUGGGAGAGCGGGUGAAACAUCUGUUGCGAUAG